This is a messenger RNA of Perca flavescens (yellow perch), 1529 nucleotides long. RefSeq names its product leucine zipper putative tumor suppressor 1-like. NCBI's taxonomy places the organism in Eukaryota, Metazoa, Chordata, Actinopteri, Perciformes, Percidae. The transcript has a single exon. The coding region runs from base 176 to 1459 and encodes 427 amino acids. The record is from RefSeq and is a predicted model, not a curated record.
ACGACCCUUGUAAUGUUGUUGAGAAUCUAUGGAUACUGGAACCCAUUUCUGACACAAAUUCACUCAGACAAGCAGCAGUUUGUAUCAGAGAGAGAUUUGACUGUGACAAUACAAAAGUGCUCAUUGUAACAGGAGAAAAAGACAACUGGUCCAGAAGAAUACAACGUUGGACAACAUGGAAGUCAACCCCAGAGAGAUUGAACCGCAGAUGAAUUUCUAUCUGAGUUCACUGGAAGAACAAGUGCGUUGUGAGCUGAAGGACAGCGAGGCGAGGCUCACCCCGAGUCAAUAUGAGGGAAGAGUUCACCUGAUCGUCAGAGAGGACUUGCUGGCCGAUGUCCUCGAUCAGCUCCAACAGCAGAGAGAGGGCAGCAGUUGGAGGCGUGAGAAGGAGCUGAUGCUGAGGGAGGUGAGUGACUUGAAAGUUCAGCUGGCUGAACGUGUCCCCUCCCCCCCCAGGGAAUCAGAGUUUCUGAAAUCCCAGCUGGGGAAAAUCAGCAACAGACUCAGAAAAGCCCAGAAAGAUCUCGAACUUCAGUACUUCGUGACCGAAGACCUGAAAGUCGACUUGGAGAAGACGAAGGGAGAGAAGGAGGCCCUUAACGCUGACGUGGAGACCCUGAAGACGGAACUUGGUGAAGAGAGACAGAUGCUGGAAAGAUCCCAGGCUUCCCACAGAGCCCAGCUGGAUGAGGCUCUGCAGAGAGCCUCAUCCCAGCUGGGAAAAAUCUCCAACCGGCUGCGAAAAGCCCUGAAAGACCUCGACCUUCAGUACUUCAUGACCGAAGACCUGAGGGUCGACUUGGAGAAGACGAAGGGAGAGAAGGAGGCCCUCAAACGUAAUGUGGAGUCUCUCAAGACCGAACUUCGUAAGGAAAGACAGAUGCUCACGGUAAGUAAGACCAACGUGGAGUUAGAGUUGGAGAGCUAUCUGGUGAUGGAGAGGGCUAGAGCUCACGAUCUGAAGGAGAAACUGAGCGAGAUGGAGGAAGCUCUCCAAAAGCAGGACGAGGGAAAGACAAUACUGGAAAGAUCCCAGGCUUCCCUUAGAGCCCAGCUGGAGAUGCAGGACAAAGACAGCAAGGACCUCAUGGCUGCUCUGGAGAGUGAGCGUGUCCUGUGGCAGCAGGAGAAAAGCUCCCUGCUGGAGGAGAGAGAGAGAACCAGAGCCUCCUGGGAGGAUCAGAGGGACCAGCAGAGCUUUGGGAGUGACUGUCUCCUGGCUGCUCUGAAGAAGGCUGAGCAGCAGCUGGAGAGUCAGCUCCAGCAGUGGAAGGAGGACAAGUCAUCCCUCCUUCAGGCCACAGAGAGACUGAGGCUGAGUCAACAGGAAAAGGAGCAGGAGUGGGAGAGGACGGAGAGCACCCUGAGGUCCCAGCUGGAGGAUCUGGAGAGCCAGAUCAUGGAAAAGCCAAAGAAGAAGAAGAAGAGGUGGUAUAGAAAGCUUUUCUCUGGCUGAGGUAGAGAACAUGUAUUUUUACUUGUACAGUGUGUGUGUGUGUGUGUGUCUGUGUGUGUGUCUGUGUGUC